CCAACCUCAGUACUAAUCACAUUUGCAGUUCAUUUCGUGUAAAAUGACUUUUGAACUAAUCAAGCUAAUCCCAUUGAUCACAAUACUAGGCACCGUUCUCGGUACCUACAUUAUCUACCCACCGCGGUAUGAGCUGAGCGAUACCCAGAAUGCCGAGCUGCAGGCGUGCUUACAGCCAACCCGGAAUGCGGGGGCCAAGGAGAGCAAAUACGACCCGAUCUGUGGCACGGACGGAUUCAGCUACUACAACAAAUACCAGAUGCGAUGCAUCGGCAAGUCCAUUCCGUCGGUGGCGUUCGCCUUCUACGGGCGCUGCCCGAACGAGCCAUUAUUUUUACCGCUGGAGUCGGCCCGUGGGAUGGAUCUGCUGGGCAACUCGACUGCGUUCGAGAGUUUCCAAAAGUGUCUGGAAACCUGUGGCGAGUUUACGCCGAUUUGCGGCUCGGACGGAAGAACCUACACCAGCGAGUGUGCGCUGCUUUGUGGGAAAACAUUUCGCCCGAAGCUCGAGGUAAGAGGGACGGGCUUCUGCGCGGAGGACAAGACCGUUCAAGACCACUGUCCGGAAAUUCUGCAACCGUUCUGCGGAUCGGAUGGGGUAACCUAUUUGAACUAUUGCCAACUGAAGUUCACAAUGGUGGAGCAGAAGGACUUGGUGCCGGCCCAUAUGGGUGAUUGCGUGCGGCGGUUGAUUGCGGUACAGGGAGCGAGUCAGCGGGAGAGAAAAUCCGGUGGAUGCGGAGGUGGUUGCGGUGGAUGUUGCGGCAAGUGAGAGAUAUUCGAAGAAUGAAGAAUAGCUGGUAGUCAUUGUGAAUUGAAUAAAAAUCUGCAUGUAACAAAG
Molecule: messenger RNA, 841 nt
Organism: Armigeres subalbatus
Lineage: Eukaryota; Metazoa; Arthropoda; Insecta; Diptera; Culicidae
Product: serine protease inhibitor dipetalogastin-like
Exons: 1
Coding region: 44-772 (242 amino acids)
Molecular function (GO): serine-type endopeptidase inhibitor activity; protein binding
Source: RefSeq, a predicted model, not a curated record